AUGCCAAGACGUGUUGAAGCAGUAAUUAAAGCAAAAGGUGGUGCUAUCAGCACCAAUAACAACAUGUUUUUCCGUAAGGACUCGUCUGAGCCAUUAUCAAAUUUAAAUAGCAAUGAAGAUAAUACUAGUUUUGACACUCUUGGCGAUAAUUGGAUCGAAGUGGAACAAGCAAGUAGGGUGCUUAUGUUGAUUGAUAAAAGAAUUAAAGAGAUUGGUUAUGAUGAUGAUGUAUUGACUUGUGAUGAUUGGGAAAGCAUUUUUUCUUUUUAA
Cokeromyces recurvatus is the source of this 270-nucleotide messenger RNA. RefSeq lists its product as uncharacterized. Lineage: Eukaryota; Fungi; Mucoromycota; Mucoromycetes; Mucorales; Mucoraceae. The coding region runs from base 1 to 270 and encodes 89 amino acids. The transcript has 2 exons. The record is from RefSeq and is a predicted model, not a curated record.